AGCUCUGGAGCCUUAGCCCUCGGUACAGCAUGUUGGGAUGAACGCCUAUCGCGAGCGGGGAGAAACAGCAGCUGUUUGGCUCCACAGCCCUUCCUGAUAUUCGGCCAUGGUAAAGCCAUUCAUCGGAUGGACCUUGAUGGGAAGAACCAGAGGAGGCUCGUGGCUGGCGUGGGGAGUUCUAUCCUGCUCGACUUUCAUUUCAGAGAAGAGAAAGUUUACUGGGCUGACAAACACACUGGGGUCAUCUACAAAGCAUCAGUGAGAGGAGCACACAGACAGAAACUGUAUUCAUCUGCCAGACACAUCUCGGGCCUUGCAUUGGACUGGAUUCAGAACAGUGUGUAUUGGACAAGUGGAGAAAAGGGAAAAAUCAAGAGAAUGGAUAUAAAUGGGAAAAAUGAAAGGACUCUUUUGAGACACUUGACCCAGCCAAGUUCUCUAACUGUUGACCCCACUAACAGAUUUCUUUUUUGGCUGUCUGGUGGCAUGACUCCAAGCAUCCAGCGGUCUGAUGUGACAGGCCAAGCAAAAACUACACUUAUUAAAAUAGCAGAACAACUGAAAGCACUGUCGAUUGACAGAGAGGAGAAAAGACUGUUCUGGGCUCAGUUUGGUCUGCAAGGAGAAAGUGCCAUUGCCUCUUGUGAUUACAACGGGAACGUCCUUCACAUCAUAGAUCAGCCACUUCGGUCUCAGUCACUGGGGAUAUCAGUUUUUCUGGAGCACUUGUACUACACUGAUGCUGAAUCUCGUAGUAUAAAACAAGUAAACAAAUACUCUAGUGGAGAGCCGUUGAAUGUUAACAGAAAACCAAUGGCAAAACCCCCGGUUGAUAUUAAGGUGGUACAUCUCCUCAACCAGCCAAUAGAAACCUCCCAGUCAUCAUUUCCAGGUUGUGACGAGCAGAGUGGAAAUUGUGUGAAUGUGUGUUCAAGUCUAGCUGAACCAGGGACUUGUCAAUGCAGCGAAGGCUUUGCUCUCAGUAAGCAAGGCACACACUGUGAAGACGUGAACGAAUGUGCCUUUUGGAACCACGGCUGCUCUCUCGGUUGUGAAAACAUCCCCGGCUCCUAUUUCUGUACCUGCCCUAAAGGAUAUGCCCUCCUACCAGACAGGAAGACAUGUCAAGAGAUCAUACCAUGUGAAGGCAAUAUCACCAGGUGCGGCCAUGGAUGCCUGACAACAGACGAGGGUGCUGUCUGUGUGUGUCCUGAGGGAUCGAUACUACAGGAGGAUGGACAAGCCUGCACCGGCUGCUCGUCUGCAGACAGAGGGGGUUGCAGUCAGCUCUGUACUCCCGUCACCCCUAGUAGGUGGCAGUGUGGUUGUCUGCCUGGCUACCAGCUCUACCAAGACGGCAAGCGCUGCAUUGCGCCUGGACCACCACCUUAUCUACUAGUUGCUAAUCUAGUGGACGUACGGCAAAUUAAUCCUGAUGGCACUGGGGAUCAGAGCCUUGUGGAGGAGCCCAGAGGCACAAUCAUAGCUUUGGACUAUGACCCCGUCCAGAACAAUGUGUACUUCGCUAGUACAAGCCAGAAGACAAUUGAGCGGGUUGAUUUGAACGGUGGGUCCAGAGGCGUUCUCGUCUCUGAUGGUUUGGACUCUCCAGAAGGACUGGCCAUAGACUGGAUCCACCGCAGGAUGUACUGGACAGAUAAAAGCCAGUCAACGGUUGACUGCAGCAGCUUGGCUGGACUGAACAGAGAAACCAUUGUAAGCAAAGGGCUGGAAAAACCAAGAGGAAUCGCAGUUCAUCCUUUGGCAAAGAAGUUGUUCUGGACCGAUAUCGGCACCCAGCCUGUCGUGGAAAGUGCGUCUUUGGAAGGGAAAGACCGGGUUGUCAUUGCCAGCACCAACCUUGUGUCACCGAGCGGCCUGACCAUCGACUUCACAGAGGAUCGUCUGUUCUGGUGCGACCAGAGGAGGGGCCUGGUGGAGACGGCUGCCCUGGAUGGUUCAGAUCGACAGGUCCUGUUAGAGAACCAAGUAGGUCGACCUUUUGAUCUUGCAGUAUUUGAGGACAGGUUGUGGAUAUCUGAUCGGGAGCACAAGCUGCUGAGUAGCAUACACAAGCGGACUGGGAAAAAGCUGCACCGUAUCCAUGGCAACAUGGUCCAACCGGCAUCCAUUGUGGUGGUUCAUCCUCUUGCUAAACCAGGGGCAGACGUUUGCCUUCAUCUGAACGGCGGUUGCGCUCAGGUGUGUGAAAGCAAACUGGGAUUCGCCCACUGCUCCUGUCUGUCACGCUACAUCCUAUCAGCUGAUGGAAAAAGUUGCUUGCCUGCCGAUGCCGAUGGAACAGCAGAACAUGGAGACCGUGAACCCACUGUUUUAACGUCUCUCAAAAACAAAACACUGAAUGAUGACAGCACGCCCCUGACAACACCCGAGCUGUCGACUGAUAACGCAGAGGUUAAUUUAGACUCUGAAGUAGGCAGUGAGCCAACUCUCUUCACAGACAAGAUGGUUUCAGACCAGAAUGAGUGUUACUCACUUCGCUGUGAUGUAAAUGCACAGUGUCUGCUGAAUGCUGGCAGUCCAUCCUGUCUAUGUGUGGAAGGUUUUACAGGUGAUGGACACUUGUGUGUUGAUAUUGAUGAGUGUAAACAGGGAACUCACAAAUGUGACAACAACGCACAAUGCCAAAACACCGUGGGAAAGUAUCUCUGCAAGUGCCAGGCUGGAAACCACAGCACUGGCAAGACAUGUCGAUGUUUGGAGACCCUAUCGCCGUGGGUGACGACUGGUAGCCCUGCUGAUGUCACCACGCAGCACCACAACAGUAACUCAGUAGAGAGUUGCCCAUCCACCCAUGAGUCCUACUGUCUGUACCAGGGUGUCUGCUUCUACUUUCCUGAAAUGGAGUCCUAUGCUUGCAAUUGUGUAUCGGGCUUCAUGGGGGAGCGUUGUCAGUUCAGCGACCUGGAGUGGUGGGAGCUUCAGCAGGCUGAGGAGGAGAAGAGGAGAAACGUGGUCAUUGCGGCCUGCAUGGUGGUCCUUGUUUCCCUGCUCUCCAUCGCCGCCUGUGUCACCUACUGCUACGGAACGAGGAAAUUCUUCCACAAACAGCCCUCAGUGGAUAAUGUGAGUGAGACCAGUGUGACAGAUGAGAGCAUGUCAGAGUCCACUACCACCAGUGUGCCUCGGUUCUACAUGGUGGUAGAAAAUGGUGUGGAAGGAAUCGUCAUCCCUGGUAUGGGCUGUCCAAGGAGAGCUGUCUGUCCAUCCUGCUCUUCAGAAACAGGUGACAACCCCGAGUCUGAAGCGCCAGGAACAUUGUCCAAACACAACAGAGGGUAUGAGUGCUCCAUGCUGUCUGCUGUUGUCAUGGAGACCAACCAACCAACAGUCCAUCACUCAAGUCCAUCAUUGUCAAGCUCAUAUAGCUCAUAUACGUCUUUCAAACCACCGCCGCUCUCCCAGACUCCCAGCCCAGAGCCCCCUGCUUCUUAGUUUACAAGAGAGGCCAAAGCAGCUGUACAGUUAAACGCACACA
Chelmon rostratus (copperband butterflyfish) is the source of this 3499-nucleotide messenger RNA. It is a transcript of the gene egf, whose product is annotated as epidermal growth factor. Gene Ontology annotation, molecular function: calcium ion binding. The transcript has 23 exons. The record is from RefSeq and is a predicted model, not a curated record. Bases 127 to 3456 code for a protein of 1109 amino acids. NCBI's taxonomy places the organism in Eukaryota, Metazoa, Chordata, Actinopteri, Chaetodontiformes, Chaetodontidae.